AUGGACUUAUUUCGGAUAACAGCAGACGAAGCUUGGAAUCAACUUACUGCUUUGAAACAGAUCAGAUAUAAAAGGGAAACAAUGCGCGAAAGAUUUAUCAGAAAGUUUGCUACACUUCGUAGGCUGCGAGAGAGUGCUAGUUCUCCUAAAUGCGAGUGUGAUGUCAACAACAACUGUCCACCGGGACCUCCAGGGCCACCAGGCGAACCGGGCCUAGACGGGUUGCCGGGUUCAGAUGGUCUGCCGGGAUUCCCAGGAUUGCCAGGAACCAUUCCUCAAGUCGAAAUAAAUCCGGAACUAAAAUGUCGCGUGUGUCCAAAAGGCCCACCUGGGCCUCUCGGUAGUCCUGGAAUUGCGGGCCCGCCAGGAGAAGACGGUCUGCCUGGACCACCGGGAUUAACGGGGCUGCCUGGUCCUCAAGGCCCUAUAGGUGAAACCGGAGAACCGGGAGUAACUGGAUUGCCUGGUCGACCUGGAGAUGCAGGACCAAAGGGAGAAGAUGGCGUUAAAGGAGAAAAAGGACCACCUGGCGCGCAGGGCAGUCCAGGAAUUCCUGGAAUAGCUGGUCCAAGAGGUCCUCUUGGAGUUGACGGAAAACCAGGAAGUGAUGGAAAGCCAGGGCCCCCGGGAGAUAUGGGUGAGAUUGGGAAACCAGGACUACCAGGAGUGCCAGGAGAACCAGGACCACCAGCAAUUGCCGGCUUUGAUGCUUUGUACUGUCCGUGCCCAAGACGAAGCAUUGGUGUCGAUCGUCCCACAACGAGAACUGCUACGGUUAGAAGACCGACGCCACCACCAUACAAUCGUCCAGAGCCUUUUCCAAGCUUUGCAGUUUCGAGACCUCGGCCUUACACAGAACCUAAAGACGAAUAUGUGUAUCCGCGUCCUAACCCUUAUGGUUCAUCUCAGACUGCAGACAUUUAUUCGCAAACGCCUAACGUGUAUGGUGGUCCCAUGGGUCCAUAUGAGCAGUAUAUUCAACCGCCAACAUAUAGGCCUUAUGAGGGAGUUCGUCAAAAUUACGCCAAUCCCUAUGGAAAGAAAUGA
This is a messenger RNA of Enterobius vermicularis (human pinworm), 1047 nucleotides long. The record is from the annotation of a GenBank genome assembly. NCBI's taxonomy places the organism in Eukaryota, Metazoa, Nematoda, Chromadorea, Rhabditida, Oxyuridae.